AUGUCGUCUUUGCCGCCUACAGCACGCCCGGCGCAGCAACAUGGAUAUUCUCCUCGUAUCCCGGGAGGAUACCCUGCCGCUUCACCAGGGAUGACCACACUCUCGCCGCUUUCGCCCUCCAACCACUUAACGUAUGCCGGCACUAGCUCGUCUACCUCUUUCCCCCCGGGAAUGCACCAGGCGCAUGCUAAGAUGGAGAACCCCCUCAACAAGAAGCGGCGAACCAAUUCAGCCGGAUCUAGUUGGGAGGGAAGUGGAGCUUUGUCCGCCACUACGACCGCCACAAACGAUGGCAAGGACGGAGAUGAGACCCAGCCAUGGGGUAUGCCGCAGGAGCAGUACAAAGCUCUCAACCCUCGGGAUAAGAAACAGGUUCGCAACCGUAUAGGAGCGAGGAGGUUCCGAGCCAAGCGUAAAGACUACGUUUCUACUCUUGAGGCGGCCAAGAAAGAGAACGAGGCCCUUAUCAAACAACUGCAAGCCGAACUUGAUAUCUCGCGACACACCAUCAACGAGCUGCGAGCCCGACUUCACCUCCCUCCCAUUCCUCUGCCACCCCCUGUUGAAUCCGGACUGGGGCUGGAGGUGAGCACAGAGUACGUCCCACGCCGCUCGAGUUUGCCGGGCUGA
Cutaneotrichosporon oleaginosum is the source of this 630-nucleotide messenger RNA. RefSeq lists its product as uncharacterized. The record is from RefSeq and is a predicted model, not a curated record. Gene Ontology annotation, molecular function: DNA-binding transcription factor activity. Gene Ontology annotation, biological process: regulation of DNA-templated transcription. NCBI's taxonomy places the organism in Eukaryota, Fungi, Basidiomycota, Tremellomycetes, Trichosporonales, Trichosporonaceae.